CGACAAAGUAUAUCAGCACGUGGUUCUAUAGGUUCUGCAGAAACAUACUACUGCGAAAAACUCGCCCGGACGUGAACGUAAUCGUGGCAGUGUUAUUGUUGAAAUUGAUAGUGGCGGGGCUAGUGGUGGUUCAAAAAAUGCCACUGGUUCGAGGGGUGCACGUGAACUAUCGCCGACACCGAAAAAUCAACAACGCAAAAUGUCAACGGACUUUCGUUCGCGUGCCGGUAGUUUUAUUCAUGUUGAUGAGGACGGUCGCAGUAUAUUAAUGCGUAAACCGGUGCGUUUAAAAAAUAUCGAGGGUCGUCCAGAAGUUUAUGAUACUUUGCAUUUUAAGGGAAGAGAGAUUUUAUCCUGUUCGAAGGCCACUUGCAUGAGCAGUGUUAUGAAUUUUGGCACUGCUGCAGUGGAGGCUCGUAAAACGGAAGUGGUAUUGGAACAUGCUAAAGAUUUUCUAGAUCAAUAUUUUACCUCAAUUAAAAGAUUAUCAUGUGCAGCACACGAAACCCGCUGGAAGCAAGUACGUCAGAGUAUUGAGUCUACAGGCCAUUAUCAAUUGACCGAAACUGAAUUGAUUUAUGGUGCUAAAUUAGCCUGGCGUAAUUCAUCACGCUGUAUUGGACGCAUACAAUGGUCUAAAUUACAGGUCUUUGAUUGUCGUUAUGUGACCACAACCAGUGGCAUGUUUGAAGCCAUUUGUAAUCACAUUAAAUAUGCCACCAACAAAGGUAAUUUAAGGUCAGCCAUCACCAUAUUUCCACAGCGUACAGAUGGACGUCAUGAUUAUCGUAUUUGGAAUGCUCAGCUUAUCUCGUAUGCUGGUUACAAACAAGCGGAUGGCAAAAUCAUUGGAGAUCCCAUGAAUGUUGAAUUUACUGAGGUCUGCAUGAAAUUGGGUUGGAAAGGCAAAGGUACCGAAUGGGAUAUUUUACCUUUAGUCGUAUCAGCCAAUGGUCAUGAUCCAGAUUAUUUCGAUUAUCCACCGGAAUUAAUUUUAGAAGUUCCAUUAAGUCAUCCAAAAUAUGAAUGGUUUGGUGAGAUGAACUUGCGAUGGUAUGCUUUACCUGCCGUAUCCAGCAUGUUAUUCGAUGUUGGUGGUAUACAAUUUACAGCCACCACAUUCAGUGGCUGGUACAUGUCCACUGAAAUUGGUUGUCGUAAUUUAUGCGACACCAAUCGUCGUAAUAUUUUGGAGGUAUACUGUGCAUUAAAAAUGAAUCUGGAUACACGUACGCCAACCUCCUUGUGGAAAGAUAAAGCUGUGGUUUGAAGUUAAUAUUGCUGUUUUACAUCAUAUCAAAGUCGUAAUGUCACCAUUGUGGAUCAUCAUACCGCAAGUGAGUUUAUGAAACAUUUUGAAAAUGAAUCAAAAUUACGAAAUGGCUGCCCUGCUGAUUGGAUUUGGAUUGUACCACCCCUAUCGGGUUCAAUAACACCCGUAUUUCAUCAAGAAAUGGCUUUGUAUUAUUUGAAACCCUCAUUUGAGUAUCAAGAUCCCGCUUGGCGUACUCACAUCUGGAAGAAGGGUCGCGGUGAUGGCAAAAGCAAGAAACCACGAAGAAAAUUCAAUUUUAAACAAAUUGCAAGGGCUGUGAAAUUUACAUCGAAAUUAUUUGGACGUGCUUUGUCGAAACGUAUCAAAGCUACAGUCUUGUAUGCCACAGAAACGGGCAAAUCUGAACAAUAUGCUAAACAAUUGUGUGAACUGUUGGGACAUGCAUUUAAUGCACAGAUCUAUUGCAUGUCUGAUUACGAUAUUUCAUCCAUUGAGCAUGAAGCACUAUUGAUUGUUGUUGCCUCAACAUUUGGUAAUGGUGAUCCACCGGAAAAUGGUGAGUUAUUCUCACAGGAUUUGUAUGCUAUGAGAGUACAGGAAUCAGCUGAGAGUGGCCAGGAUUCCAGUGUCCCAGUUGCUUCAUCGAAAUCAUUUAUGAAAGCGAGCUCAAGGCAAGAUUUUAUUAAAUUACCCUUGCAACAAGUAAAGAAAAUCGAUAGAUGGGAUUCGUUGAGAGGCUCCACAUCGGAUACAUUUACAGAAGAGAAUUUUGGGCCUUUAUCGAAUGUGAGAUUUGCUGUUUUUGCCCUGGGAUCCUCGGCUUAUCCAAAUUUCUGUGCUUUUGGUCAAUAUAUCGACAAUAUUUUAGGCGAAUUGGGUGGUGAACGUUUGCUAAAGGUUUCUUAUGGCGAUGAAAUGUGCGGACAAGAACAAUCAUUUCGUAAAUGGGCUCCUGAAGUCUUUAAGGUGGCAUGUGAAACAUUUUGUUUGGAUCCAGAAGAAAGUCUCUCGGAUGCCUCAAUGGCUUUACAAAAUGAUUCUUUAACUGUUAAUACAGUACGCUUGGUGCCCGCUAAGGGUAAGGGAACACUGGAGCAAUUACUCUCGAAAUAUCACAAUAAAAAAGUGACUUGCUGUCAAAUCAAAAAACAACCACUUAACCUCACCAGCAUGGCGAGUGAUGAGAAGACCACCAUAUUAUUGGAAAUAACAGCUCCCGGCAUAGAUUAUGAGCCAGGAGAUCAUGUGGGCAUAUUUCCGGCUAAUAGACCGGAAAUUGUGGAUGGUUUACUGAAACGUUUGACUGGUUUCGAGGAUCCAGACGAAGUUUUGCAAUUGCAAUUGUUAAAGGAGAAACAAACAUCGAAUGGUAUUUUCAAGUGUUGGGAAUCACAUGACAAAAUACCAGCAGAAAGUUUAAGAACUCUUUUAACUAGAUUUUUUGAUAUAACAACGCCACCCUCGAGGCAAAUGUUGACUUUGUUGGCGGGUUUUUGUGAAGAUAAUGCGGACAAGGAACGACUACAGUUGCUGGUCAACGAUUCGUCGGCCUAUGAAGAUUGGCGUCAUUGGCGUUUACCUCAUUUACUAGAUGUUCUCGAAGAGUUUCCCUCUUGUAAACCGCCAGCCUCUUUAGUAUUGGCUAAUUUAAUGCCUCUACAAUCGAGAUUCUAUUCAAUAUCCUCUUCACCACGUAAGGUCAAUAAUGAAAUACACUUGACCGUGGCCAUAGUCAGAUAUCGUUGUGAGGAUGGUGCUGGAGAUGAACGUUUUGGUGUUUGUUCUAACUAUAUGGCUGCUCUUAAGGCUCAAGAUGAUCUUUUUAUAUUUGUGCGCAGUGCUCCUGGUUUUCAUUUACCCUCGGAUACUUCCAGACCUAUAGUUUUGAUAGGUCCUGGUACAGGUAUUGCUCCCUUCCGCUCAUUUUGGCAGGAAUUUGAAAUGAUGCGUGAAAUGCAUAGCGAUUGUCAAUUACCUAAAGUAUGGCUUUUCUUCGGUUGUCGCAAUAGUAAUGUGGAUUUGUAUGCCGAUGAGAAAGAGCGUUUGGUUAAGGAGCAAAUAUUGGAUAGAGUAUUUUUAGCUUUGUCUAGAGAGCCAAAUAUACCAAAGACUUAUGUCCAAGAUUUGAUUGAGCAAGAAUUCGAUUCAUUAUACAAUUUGAUUGUUGAGGAACGUGGUCACAUUUAUGUGUGUGGUGAUGUCACAAUGGCGGAACAUGUCUAUCAAACUAUAAGGAAGUGCAUUGCCGGAAAAGAACAAAAAACAGAAGCGGAAGUUGAGACAUUUUUACUGACAUUACGUGAUGAAAAUCGUUAUCAUGAAGAUAUAUUUGGCAUUACUUUGAGAACCGCUGAAAUUCAUACCAAAUCUAGAGCCACAGCUCGCAUAAGAAUGGCUUCACAACCUUAAACAGGAACCAAGAAUAGGGAGGAAUAAAAACUCCUUAAACAAAAUUUAAAUUUAUUAAAAAAAUAUCACAAAUUUUACUAAAAGCAAUUUAUUAAACUUCAAGAAAACACAAACACGAACAAAAUAACUGUAAAUUUAUGGUAAAAAUUAUAAAAAUAUUCAAAAUAUUUUUUUCCAAAUAAUUAACUAUUUUUAAUACUAAUUGUUGUUGCUCCUCAAAAUGAAAAUAAAUUACAAAAAUUACAGCGUCAUAUCAAAAAACACAAAAUAUUUUUAAACAAUUUUUAAUUAAACUAAAAAAAAAAUACAAAUUUGUUGUUGGUAGUUUUCAGAAAUUUCUUUUUGUUACAAAACAUUACCAAAAUUUUCAAAAUAAUUUCUUUCUAAUAAGUGUUACGCAAAAUUUAAA
Molecule: messenger RNA, 4094 nt
Organism: Lucilia sericata (common green bottle fly)
Lineage: Eukaryota; Metazoa; Arthropoda; Insecta; Diptera; Calliphoridae
Gene: Nos
Product: nitric oxide synthase
Biological process (GO): nitric oxide biosynthetic process
Molecular function (GO): heme binding; calmodulin binding; nitric-oxide synthase activity
Source: RefSeq, a predicted model, not a curated record